UUUGACGGCGGUAGCCGGCAAUCGACCAUAGAUAAUAGAUAAUAAAGAUUCUUUAAUCGUUAUUAUCAAUUAUUACCAUUUACCAUGCACGCAAUGAGCACCAUGAGUUUAUAACAUUAGGGUUAUUAUCUAUGAUUAUUGAUUACAAAUUCUAAAUUGCAAUCCAUUUUUUUUAAAAAUAUUCUUACGUAUCAGUAUCGUCCAUUGUCAAUAACAUGUCUUACCAGUUGCUACAUUAUUCACGACUUUCCUUGUCACGAAUCACAUCUCGCGAGUCUAAACUCUAGAGAGUAGAGAUCCCCGAUCACAUAACUUAACGUCACGAGCCCGUUUGUCAAUUUUUAUAAACAGUUAACGCUACUGCGACGAUGGACGACACUUCCAUCAUCAGCUCACUGACCAAGAUCAAGGUUCACAGCCUCAAACGUAAAGCUCCGUCCUCCACUGGGUCUAGCAAGAAACAAAAGAGGUUCAAAUCUGAUGACACGUGCAGUGAACUUUCCAUGACCACUUCCGAGGCGUAUGGUAUCAAAAAAGUCACCGACGAUUUCGACUUAGAUGAUGAUCAACCCCUUACAAACAAGCCCGUCGAGUUUAUAAUAUUAGAUACAUCUCAACUGAAUAGAAAUAAUGGAGUUUUGUUUUCUGAAGAUCUUAACGAUGACUUUGAAGUUUGGACAUUGCAAUGUCCUGAUGAUAUAGAUAUUAAUAGUCUACUCUCACAAUCCAUCAGUUUCAAUGAUGUGAGAAAAUUGGAAAUUAAAAACACAAUGUCUGAUAAAGUUGAUUUGAUACCUUACAGAUGUCAAGAAGGAACAAAUAUUACUAUUGUGACUCCAAGUGAAAGAACAAGCAAUUUAUCCUUGAAUGUGGUUCCUUUAGCUGGAACAUUGAUCAUGUGUAAUCGAAUUAAGAAAGACAAAUUAAGUAACAAUGGCUUACUUCCAGUUGAUACUAUAGAAGAUGCGACCAGAAGAAGAUCAGAAUUAAUGUCAAAAAUUACUAAAAGACUAUCAAAUAAAUAUGAAACCAAUGCAUUUAUGAACACAGAUUUAAAACAAGAGAUUAAGGUGGAAAAAGAAUCACCUAGAAAAGUUAAAAAAAAUAAAAAAAAAAAUUGAAUUAUACAUAA
Molecule: messenger RNA, 1132 nt
Organism: Myzus persicae (green peach aphid)
Lineage: Eukaryota; Metazoa; Arthropoda; Insecta; Hemiptera; Aphididae
Exons: 4
Coding region: 369-1121 (250 amino acids)
Source: RefSeq, a predicted model, not a curated record